Molecule: messenger RNA, 711 nt
Organism: Annulohypoxylon truncatum
Lineage: Eukaryota; Fungi; Ascomycota; Sordariomycetes; Xylariales; Hypoxylaceae
Exons: 1
Coding region: 1-711 (236 amino acids)
Source: RefSeq, a predicted model, not a curated record
AUGUCGGAAACAUCAAAACCCAAGAUUGGCGGCGAUGGCUCUCAAGGCCCACCCCCUACCUACGACGAAGCAGUUGACAAAAUUGUUGACAAAACUGUUGACGAAACAACUAAUCCGAGCACUGCUAAUCAGAUUCAGCCAACCCCUGGUCCUGCUGGAAACGGAAAGCUUUUUUUUGACGCGCCUGGGGAAACUUCUAUCGUCUUGGGUUUUAUGCCUGAACCUAGCAUAGAUGAGCACCACCAGACGUGGUAUGGACAAAUGAACGUUAAGUGUGGCGAUGUGCCCCUUCUCAUGCGCGAGGGUUUCCACUGGACAGCUGCAAAUGUGGUCAGAGAACAAGGAUUUGUGGAACCUAUAGCGCGAAACCUGGUUAAUCGACUAGGAAAUCCCAACCGGCCAUGUACUGUUACAAGGGUUUGGAUCUUGCGAGAUUUGCAACAGCCACCGCGAUGGACUGCCUUCCUACAAAUCCAUGCUCAACAUUAUGAAGUCUUAUCUGGAAUUCGACUCGACAACUGGACCAUAGACAUGGUUCAGACUGCCAAGGCCUGGGGUCUUUCGAAAAAGUUAAUCUACCAAUUUGAUUCCUCGAAGCCCCGAUGCCAUUUCAACUGUAUUUACGACGAUAUGCCAUUAGAAGGGUGGUGGCCCUGGCCGAAAAGCGGUACUGAGAUUCAAGUUGGGUGUGGCUUCUCUAAGAAGGGAUGA